Saxophila tyrrhenica is the source of this 1380-nucleotide messenger RNA. It is a transcript of the gene ERG13, whose product is annotated as 3-hydroxy-3-methylglutaryl coenzyme A synthase. Bases 1 to 1380 code for a protein of 459 amino acids. The record is from RefSeq and is a predicted model, not a curated record. The transcript has 3 exons. Gene Ontology annotation, molecular function: hydroxymethylglutaryl-CoA synthase activity. Gene Ontology annotation, biological process: ergosterol biosynthetic process; acetyl-CoA metabolic process. Lineage: Eukaryota; Fungi; Ascomycota; Dothideomycetes; Mycosphaerellales; Extremaceae.
AUGGAUUCACGACCGCAGAACAUCGGCAUCAAGGCCAUUGAGCUGUACUUCCCCAGUCAAUGUGUCGACCAGGCAGAACUCGAGAAAUUCGAUGGCGUGAGCCAGGGCAAAUACACCAUUGGCCUCGGCCAGACCAAGAUGAGCUUCUGCGACGACCGUGAAGACAUCUACUCAAUCACCCUCACAACCCUCUCCUCGCUGUUGAGCAAGUACAAUGUCGACCCCAAGUCGAUCGGCCGGUUGGAGGUUGGCACUGAGACUAUGCUCGACAAGUCCAAGUCUGUAAAGACUGUCCUGAUGCAGCUCUUCGAGAAGUCUGGCAACAUGAACGUGGAGGGCGUGGACACCGUGAAUGCCUGCUACGGCGGCACAAACGCCCUCUUCAACACAGUCAACUGGAUGGAGUCCUCAGUGUGGGACGGGAGAGACGCAGUUGUGGUUGCUGGGGACAUUGCUCUGUACAAGAAGGGUGCCGCACGACCGACUGGCGGCGCUGGCUGUGUCGCAAUGCUCGUUGGCCCUGAUGCUCCCGUUGUGGUUGAGCCAGGUCUCCGAGGAAGCUACAUCAAGCACGCAUACGACUUCUACAAGGCCGACCUGACCAGCGAGUACCCACUCGUAGACGGCCACUACUCCGUCAAGUGCUACACCGAGGCCGUAGACGAAUGCUACAGAGCCUACAACGCGCGCGAGAAGAACGUCAAGAGCAAGAUGAACGGCCACGCCAACGGCGUCCACCCGGAACCCGAAACACCCCUCGACCGCUUCGACCACAUGUGCUUCCACGCACCCACCUGCAAGCUCGUCUCCAAGAGCUACGCCCGCCUCCUCUACAACGACUACCUCGAGAACCCCGCCAACCCCCUCUUCGCCGACGUCCCGCCCGAAGUCAAGGACAUCUCCUACGACGCCUCCAUCUCCGACAAAACCAUCGAGAAGACCUUCAUGGGCCUGGCGAAGAAGCGCUUCGCUUCCCGCGUGCAGCCUUCCAUCCAAGUCCCCACGCAGUGCGGAAACAUGUACUGCGCCUCCGUCUACGGCUCGCUGAUCUCCCUGCUCUCCAACGUCUCCAGCGACGGGAUGCAGGGCAAGCGCAUCGCCAUCUUCUCCUACGGCUCCGGGCUGGCGUCGUCGAUGUUCUCGCUCCGCGUGCGCGGCAGCACGGAGGAGAUGCGAUCGAAGGUGGAUCUGCAGAAGCGGUUGGACGAGAGGCGGACAGUGCCGCCGGAGGUGUACGAUGAGAUGUGCAAUUUGCGGGAGCGGGCGCAUUUGAAGAAGGAGUACAAGCCGCAGGGUGAUGUGGAGACGUUGGUGAAGGGGACGUAUUAUCUGACGGGAGUGGAUGAUAUGUUUAGGAGGGCUUAUGAGGUGAAGCAGUAG